AUGGGAGCAAGGAAUCUGAGUUUGGAGCUGGAAAGAAUAAUGGCGGCUAUGGAGGGAAGUCUUCGAUUGGAAGAAGAAAGGUCCCAGGGUAGCGCCGACCAAACAGGAACGGAGGAGGAGUCGGUGGAAACAGGCCUAACCCUAGGGCCGACGAAACAAGUGGGAGGAGCAGGAGGAGCCCAAAGCUUGGCUAACCUAGGCCCAACAGAUUUGUAUCUGUACCAGCACCAACAAGAGGCUUUGGAAGAGGAUAUGGGCCGCGGUCAAAAGAAAAGAAAAGAAAAGGGACGGGCCUGA
This is a messenger RNA of Linum trigynum, 297 nucleotides long. NCBI's taxonomy places the organism in Eukaryota, Viridiplantae, Streptophyta, Magnoliopsida, Malpighiales, Linaceae. The record is from the annotation of a GenBank genome assembly.